UGAAUGCGAGGUGUCCGGGAUACGUCACGUCGUUGACGUCAUAUAGCGGACCAAGCUAGAGAUCUACCCCGAAAGUGGCCGACCCCGCAUCAUUGAGAGCGAAUUCUCCCUCCUUCCAGUGCCUUCGGUGGUCGUCUUUCUUGCAUUGAUGUAUGUUGUCGUCCUCUUGCUCAACCAACAAACAGAACCACCGAGGGGAGGGCUUCUGUAGGGCGCAGUUGGGACACGACGCGAUAAGAGGAGUAAUCUACUCUCAACCGUGAAUGCUUUUCUCUGCCGCUGUUGUGCUCGAACCAUCAUCGAGCGGAGAAAUUAAUUAUUCAGUGAGCUUCAGUUGUGAUAGCACGGCGUUGUUGUCACCCUUCGUUCGUAUUUGAAUGCGACGACUCGUACCACGCAGCAGUCAGUGUCAGCUGGACCGAGGCCGAGUGCGGAUGCAAAUUUGUUGCUGCUGUACUCCAGGGAGAGCAUAAUGAAGACCUGCAAGGAAACCGCCGUACAAGUGUUGUUUAUUGGACUGUCGUUGCUGUUGGUGACCGGUGGCCACGCUAAGCAUGUGAUCGACAGCCAGGAACGUGCUGCUGUGCCCCAGUUUGUGGCUGUGAAUGAUCAGCCAGUUAUCGGCAUCCUGUCACAGGAGCUGUCCUACUCGAUGACGCAAAACUAUGGCGAUGAAGGUUACGACAGCUAUAUUGCGGCUUCGUACGUGAAGUUCGUCGAGGGUGCUGGUGCUCGGGUGGUCCCAAUCUGGAUCAAUCAACCGGCGGACUACUACGAGAACAUUAUGUCCAACCUGAACGGGGUGCUGCUUCCGGGUGGUGCUACAUGGUUUAACCAGAGCAACGGUUAUGCUGACGCUGGACGACACAUUUACGAUAUCGCCGUGCAGUAUAACGAAAAUGGAGAUUACUUCCCUGUGUGGGGUACCUGUUUGGGCUUCGAGCUGCUCACGUAUCUGGCUGCGAAUGGAGCGGAACAUCGGGCACACUGCAGCUCCAAUAGUCAAGCGUUGCCGCUGAACUUUAAGAACGAUUUCCGCAACAGCCGUAUGUUUGCCGAUGCGCCGAACGAUGUGAUUGAUAUCCUGAGCAACGAGCCGGUCACGGCCAACUUCCACCAGUUCUGUGUGACCGAAGCGAACCUGACGGCGUACGGAUUGGAUCAGGAUUGGCGCGUCAUGUCGGUCGAUCGGGACUGGAACGGGAUGGAGUUUAUCUCGACCAUCGAGCACAAGAACUACCCGUUCUACGGCAUUCAAUUCCACCCGGAGAAGAACAUCUACGAGUGGGUGCAGAAUAAGAACAUCUCCCACACCGCGAACGCCAUCCGGGCGUCGCAGUUCUUUGCCGACUUUUUCAUCGAAGAAUCGCGCAAAAGUGAGCAUCAGUUUGCGAGCGAAGCGAUGCUGGAGAAGCACGUCAUCUACAACUACCAGCCGACCUUUACCGGGCUGAAGCGGUCCAGCUUCGAGCAGUGCUACAUGUUCCGUGAAUCCCCGAAAGUGUUGCCCAAGGUAUUGAAAUCGAAAAAGCUGAAGAAGAAGACUGCCCAGCGUGAUCCGGCCACUAGACAGUAAACAAUUGGCAAAAACGACAAUGUUGCACACACAAUGUGCAUUAUCGGGGAAUUUAAAUCAGCGAUUGCCCAUGCCCCGUCAACGACGUUGAUAUCGACAAUCACCUGGACUGAUACCGUCGAGCCGUGACAGCUGAAAGGAACAUGAGACGGAAGGACGAUUGCGCUAUCUUAAUUAAUCGUGCUACCGUAAAAUAUAGAAUUGUAUUCACGUGCAAACGAAUCGAUCGGAUCGGAUGAGUUGAUACUUUUCCGCUAUCUGUUUAAUUUA
Messenger RNA from Anopheles stephensi (Asian malaria mosquito), 1846 nucleotides. Its product is annotated as gamma-glutamyl hydrolase A-like. Gene Ontology annotation, biological process: tetrahydrofolylpolyglutamate metabolic process. The transcript is spliced from 4 exons. Gene Ontology annotation, molecular function: gamma-glutamyl-peptidase activity. The record is from RefSeq and is a predicted model, not a curated record. NCBI's taxonomy places the organism in Eukaryota, Metazoa, Arthropoda, Insecta, Diptera, Culicidae. The coding region runs from base 473 to 1576 and encodes 367 amino acids. Gene Ontology annotation, cellular component: vacuole.